AUGUCCUCUAGGCCCAGCACCAAAGCCGGCAAGGAGGGCGCCGGUGGCCCCGCGGCCAGGGCCCCAACCCAUUCAACAUCCGCCCCAAAAAGAAAACGGGCAGUCGGCGCAUCUGUCGCUCUAAGAGCUGCCGAGAAGCCGCGCAGCGGCGCUGCCAGAGAUGACUCCGACCUCGCCGCUGCAGCCGCUUCUGUCCCUAGCACCUCCAGAGGCCCGAGGGCAGAUGCUAAGGCAGGGGCAGCUGCCGGGAAGAAGAAGGCUGCAGUGGGCAAGGGGAAGGCCGCUGAGGCAGGCAAGGAAGUUGAGAUCAGUAGGAAGAAGCGCGCUGUGGCCAUGAAGAAGCAAGACAAGGGGAAGGAGUCUGGAGGUGACUUGGCUCCCGCCAGACAACCUCUGCCACCGGGUGACGGGCGAUCGGUCGACGGCCACUACUGGCUUGAUCGACCGGAAGCCAAGCUGCUCAAAUUGCCCAGGCACAAGAAAGACUUCACUCCAGAGCAGCUCAAGGAGUGGCAGAGGUAUGCCGCAGGCUGGUGCCCUCGCUGCCUGGGCUUUUGCACCUGCCGCGCAUGCAUGCGGAAGCUGCAUCCGCGCGAGGAUUACUCCGCGCCCAAGCACCAGGAAAGGGAGUACGCGCGCCACGUGCUGCGCUAUGUCGCCCCCCUGCUGGCAGGCCAGCAUGCCUUGAAGCUGGCAGAGGUAGCGGCUGGCGCGGAGCCGGUGGCGUACGGGGACGUGCGGUGGGAGGACCCGGAGGACUUCCGCCACAUGUGCGACCGCUGCUGCACCUCUAUUUCGGAUCUGCACCGCACCUGCGCCGAGUGCGCGAGCACCGAGAAGGGCGACGGCUUCGAACUGUGCCUGCAUUGCUGCGCCGAGGCCCGCGAGGCUGGCCAGGCGCAGGUUUGCUGCGAGGAAGGACACACGAUGGAGCUGGUGCGCUUCUUCAACGAUGCCAUGGCCGCAGCCCUCCAGCAGACCAUCGAGAUGGGGGACGGUGGAGACAUGUCUUUUUGGGAGUGGAGGCAGGGAAGCACGGGGAGGGAACCCCUGCGAAUGGGAAGGCCCGAGGAGCAGCUGACAGGCAAUGGGCGAGAGGCUGGGCCAUCUGCCGGAGCAGCGCCCGCUCGCAGCAGAGACGGUCAGUGCCGCGCCAGGCGGAGAGCUGGGGAGGAUGCGGCCGGGGGCUCUGGCAGCGCCGCUGCAGCCGCCGAGCCCAGCCCUGACAGCCAGCCGGCCGCCGCUGCCGAAGACCCGGCCGCCGCUGCCGGAGACGCGAACGGCGGCAGGCGGAGCGCUGGGGAGGAUGAGCCCGGGGGGUCUGGCAGCGGCGCUGCAGCCGCCGAGCGCAAUCCUGACGGAUGGAUCGACGAUGGUGAUGAGGAGCUGCCUGUCGACCUUGUAGAGGAGGCUCUGGCGGCGGUGGAAGCGCACAAAGCCUUAACGAGGCCAGAUGCACUCCCUCUUGUCAGCAAUGAGUCCCUUUCCGGCUACGUGGCUCUUCGGGUCAGCGGGGCCAAGAAGCCCGCUCGGAUGAUUGCGGACUUUUAUGAAAGCGACCCCGAAGCCGAGCCCGAAGCCGAGCCCAGGGUGACUGAGUUCUACCCGCGUGCUCCAGGCCUGAGGCAGCAAAUAGCAGCUGCACCAAAAGGGUCUGCUAGCGCGUCAGGUGCCGGCGUUCUGCAGGCAGCUGCUGGCAGCCAGGGCCUUGCUGUGGGCCCUGCAGCUCCCACAGCUGCUGUGCCUCCAGAAGGCACGGGCGCUGCUGGCCCAGACUCCCGGACAGCUGCCCGCGAGAGCAGAGCGCGGAAGCGGCAGGCCCUUGUGCUGGCCGCUGCUGCGCAGGAUAGAAGCGACUCUCAGGCCGCUGCUGGCGACCAAGGCACGGCCGAGGAGUCUGCUGCUCCAGAGGCUGCUCCACCUCCCAGGGAACACGCGGGCGCUGAGGAUGAUGAGCCAGGGGCCAGUGCAGACGCAGCUGUAGCCUCAGGGCCGGAGCCUCAGAGAGCCGCGCAGCAGGACACCGCUGCAGUCGCCGACGCAGCAGCCACCGUGCGCGUGACAGGACCUGUCACAGCUGCAGCGCUGGCCAUUCCACAUGGCCAAGGGAGCGGCUCUGGCGCAUACCUCCUGAGUGCAGCCAUGCAGGAUGCCCAGCUCAUCCUCGAGAGACUGGUGGCAAGCAGCUGCUCGGAAGGUCCGUCGCGCGCGGCGCCACCGCAGGCAGCGGUGGCGACCGGGGGACCUGCGGCAGUCCCUGAGCCGGAGGAGGGGCACCCCAGAAAGCGCGCACGGACUCUCACCUCGGAGGUGUCAGCCGCGCACGCACAGCCAAGCGGCUCAACGGCAGCGCAGCGUGACAGCCUGGCUCAGUCCUACCUGCAGACAUUCAUCAAAAAUUUCCCCAAGCACGACAGGGAUGUGGCGAUGUACAUGGCCAUCCUCCAGGGUGUCUGGAGUGCAAUGGAGCGCGCUCAGCUGGCCCCGACCCGGCCGCAGCAGGCCGCGCCGCCUGCCCCUGUCCCACCAGUGACAGCCGCCGGGCAGCCCGCCAGGGAGAAUGCUGGCUUGGCGCCUGCCGCGCAGCCUUCCUCUGUGCCACCGGCGCCGACCGCACAGGGGGGCGACAGGGGGGUCCCGGGCUCAUCGGCUGCGGCGCCUGCUUCCGCGGCAGCGGCGGACGAGCGCGCAGGUGCAGCUGGGGGCGCAUUGAUGAACGACGAUGUGCUUCCGGAGGCCGCCCCAGAGGCGGCCGCCGACCCCGGCCCGUCAGUGGGGGCCGCCCAGCCAGUCGCAAAAUUUCCGGGUCCAGCCGCACAGCGGCGCAGCAGGGCCGCGGCGCGUUCUUUGCGGCCGCCCGCUCCCGUGCGGGAGGCGGCAGUGGCUGCUGAAGAGGCGUCAGACGGAGCUGGAGGUGAUGUGGAUGCCGCCGCAGUGCCUGCCGGUCCGGCGUCACAGCCAGCCGCCGACGUACCGGCGCCCGCACAGCAGCGCGAUGGGGAGGAUCCCGGCUCGGCGUCGUUGGCGCCUGACGUGCAGCCGGAUGCCGCCGUGCAGGACGCUGCAGCUGCGGCGGAACGCGCUUGUGAAGCUCCGGGAUGGGCUGCGCGGGCUCCAGAGGUUGCUGCCAGCAUUGCGCCGCUGCCGGCCGGCCAGAGAUCAUGGCACCAGGUGGUGCCGGACGAGAGCAAGCGGCUGGCGGCGUCGCGGCCGGACGGGCAGCAGAACUACGUCUACACGCCCACCGCCGACGACCUGGCCAUGUGGAACCCCAAUCGCCCUGCGCAAGUCAGGCUGUUUCAGGAGGUCUGGCGGGAGGGCGUGCCGGUUGUGGUGCGCGCCGUGCGCAAGGGCUACGCGUGGGACCCGGACACGAUGUCCCGCGCAACCAACGAAAAGAACAAAGCCCAUGGCGCGACAAAGGACGAGGAGCUUGAUGUCCUGAAGUGCACGGACUGGAGCGAGGAGAGAAUGACAGAGGGCAAAUAUUUCAAGCUCUACAAGGAGGGCCGCGGAGACGGGGACUUGUACAAACUCAAAGACUGGCCACCCAACGCCCACUUCUCCGAGCGGCUCGGCCGCCACAACCAGGACUUUUUGGAGAUGCUGCCAAUGCCGGAGUACAGCCACCCCAAGGGGCCCCUCAACCUCGUCUCCUACCUGGAGGACAACGGCGUGAAACCCGACCUGGGACCCAAAUCCUACGUCGCCUGCGGCCGGGUGAAGGAGCAUGCGGGCGAGGGCGACAGCGUGACCAAGAUGCACUGCGAUCUGAGCGACGCCAUCAAUGUCAUGUGUCACCAGGCAGGAGAGGGCGCUGACUCAAUCGUUCGCUGCGGCAACACUCUCGCCGACAUGGUCUCCGAUCCCAGCUACGGGGGCGCGGGCGCGGUGUGGGACAUCUGGCCGCGAGACAGCCGCAAGGAGCUGGAGGCUUUCCUGCGGCGCCAUGCGGACGAAUUCGCGGCCGAGGGCGUCAACGUCGACGUCGACACCAUGCUGCACCCCAUCCACGACCAGGCGCGCUGCCACCCCUUGUUCUUUGACUUCUUCCUGACGGCCAGGCACCGCGCGAUGCUGAAGAGCGAGUACGGCGUCGAGUCAUGGCACUUUGAGCAGCACCAGGACGAGGCCGUCUUCAUCCCUGCCGGCUGCCCCCACCAGGUCCGCAACCUGAAGUCGUGCAUCAAAGUGGCAAUCGACUUUGUGAGCCCGGAGAGCGCGGAGCAGUGCCUGGAGCUGAUGCAGGAGCGCCGGCAGCUGACUCUGCGCGAGAACAAGGAUGGAGAGGAAAAGCCAGAAGCCCCAGAAGACCGGCGACACUGCGACAAGCUGCAGGCUGAGUUGAUGAUCGCGCGCGCCGCGGCCGCCUCCCUCGCGGCGCUGCGGUGA
This is a messenger RNA of Coccomyxa subellipsoidea C-169, 4392 nucleotides long. RefSeq lists its product as hypothetical. Bases 1 to 4392 code for a protein of 1463 amino acids. Gene Ontology annotation, molecular function: chromatin DNA binding; histone H3K9 demethylase activity; transcription coregulator activity. NCBI's taxonomy places the organism in Eukaryota, Viridiplantae, Chlorophyta, Trebouxiophyceae, Coccomyxaceae. The transcript has 22 exons. Gene Ontology annotation, cellular component: histone deacetylase complex; chromatin. The record is from RefSeq and is a predicted model, not a curated record. Gene Ontology annotation, biological process: regulation of transcription by RNA polymerase II.